This is a messenger RNA of Podarcis lilfordi (Lilford's wall lizard), 28028 nucleotides long. NCBI's taxonomy places the organism in Eukaryota, Metazoa, Chordata, Lepidosauria, Squamata, Lacertidae. The record is from the annotation of a GenBank genome assembly.
GCCUGCACCUCAUCUCCCAUCCUUCCUGAAGGUUCAUUUCGCUCUAUGGAAGUGGUUUCCCUGGACCAGUUAACACAGUGUGUAUAAAGACAUGGCAUGCUCAUGGCGUCUGUGUGUAUGGAAGUGAGAUUUAUGUUAACGCAGUGGACACCGUGUGUGUGUGUGGUUGCAAUUACAUUUAUUGCUAUUUUGCGUGGCCUGGAUGACCUUGCUGUGGUGUUGGGCCUUCUCAGCCUAAAGGACAAAGAGAGACACAGUCACAGGACAAGGUUAUAGGAGAUAGUCUGUUCCAACCAUUAGCCACCUGUUCCCAAGAAGAUGCUUCAGAGGUGCACAGGAUGACAGGGAAGUUUCAUCCUAAAAUUAAUCCUGGGGAGUUGAGGUGAAGAAGUGGGAUGCUUCAUCCCUAAAAUAAACAUGGCAAAGAAGUUCAGAUGAGCUUUAGCCCUUGCUAUCGUUAUCCAGAUCUGACCUGCUUGACACUCAAAAACACUUCACUGAGGCCCAACAAAAAUUUUUCAACCCUCCAGAACUGGAAUGAAUAAACUGUAACUGAUGGGCAUUGCUAAAGAUGUGUAUUAUGUACUCAUAUUAUUAUAUCUAGGAUGAAUACAUAUUGGCUUUUGUCUGUCUGUGUGUAUCAGAAUUAGUAAUGUUGUUCCGUGGGCACUGAAUGCAUUGUGUUCUGCAAGCCAGUUGCAGAAGUGGAAAGUCACACAAUGUUCUGUCAACAUCAUUUCCCCCAGAAAAUAAUGUGAGCAUAAUAAUGGGAUUAAUUUAUAUUGUUGGUUUGAAUCGAGUCUUUAAAAAUGACAAGAUAUAUGUGAGAUGACUUCAGGUUUUUUAAAUCAGUAAUUUGUGGAAAUAGACUAGCAAAUCCUUGUUAUACUGUUGAUCUCAAAUUUCAUUGUGGGAAUUCCUACAGUUAUUUUCAUGUUAUCUAACCCACUCUACUGGUGUAGAAAAGAUCGAUGCCAGCAGAAUAGAUACUUUGAAAUAAAUAUAUUGAGAACUUUGGUGCCCACCUAAUGUUUUGGAAGUUUAGAGUUGUUGUUAACUCUGUGGAGGUUGAGCUAAUGGCGAAUAAUCUGUUACAGGCAGUAGAAUAACCAGUCUUAACACUGAGAAUGUCAUAACUUAAUUUCCUGCUUCACAUAUCUAAUGAAGACGACUGUGGUCCAUUAAAUCUUUUGCGUCAAUAAAUUUCUUUAAGGUGCUACAAGGUUCUUCUUUCUUUUUUGCUUUCCCCCUCAAUGUUUUAAUGAAAGACAAGGGUUGGAGACAGAUGACUGAUUAAGGGAGUUGCAGGCGAAGACAUCAUUUCCCUUGCUAUGAACACCCAGGGUGGUACUCAACCAGUUUUUACUUGGAGUAUAUUAAUGACUCUUGGUCAUGUUCAUUAAUUUCAACGGGUCUGCUCUGAGAAAAACUUAGGUGAAUACGCCAUUUUAUUUUUGUCAAUUCGAAAAAUCUGAAAAUUUUAUUUUUCAAGAUCUGGAUGGGGGCAUACCCUCGUUGGUUUGCAAGCCCCUUUCACAGAGGCUGACCCCUCUCACUGUCCUCGGAGCUUGCAUACCGGUAACCUCCUCUGGCUGAUAUCCAGACAGACCAGGGAGAUUUUGGUAGGCGACAUUUUCCCAAGCGUGGGUAAAAUGCACAACCCCUCCCUCCUGCUUCCGCAGGGGAAAGAGAAUAAGUCAGAAAUCUAUUUACAUGAUGUUUAUUUCUGACAUUACAGCACUAGAGAAAAACACGUCCUUUCUUUUCAGUUCUUCUAGCAGGUCUGACAAACUUCCUGAACAUGCGCAAAUGGAAGGUUUCAAGUUACACUCUUCACAAAGACUUAUCCAGCCUGCGAACGUCCUGGGAAAUUCUUCUUUCCCACAGAUAGGCACAUCAUGUGAUGUCAACAAUCUGGCUGUCUGCAGCAGUGAUGUUUCCAUAUACAGUGGUGCCCCGCAAGACGAAUGCCUCGCAAGACGGAAAAACCGCUAGACGAAAGGGUUUUCCGUUUUGGAGUUGCUUUGCAGGACGAAUUCCCCUAUGGGCUUGCUUCGCAAGACGAAAAUGUCUUGCGAGUCUUGAGAUUUUUUUUUUCGCUUUCCCCUUUAUCAAAUCUGCUAAGGCUUUAAUAGCCUUUAAUAGCCUUUUAGCAGCUAAUCCCCAAAGCCUUUAAGCCUUUAAUAGCCGCUAAACCGCUAAUAGCGCUAAUCCGUUAAGCCGCUAAUAGGGUUGCUUCGCAAGACGAAAAAACCGCUAGACGAAGACUCUCGCGGAACGGAUUAAUUUCGUCUUGCGAGGCACCACUGUACUGACAACCCUAUAGACAAUAAUGAAAACGCCCUAAAAUAUGAAAUGCAGUAAGGGAUGAACUGCUGUGUUUUCACUAACUGAGGAAACUGGGGGAAUUGAUAUUUAAUGGCCAAAUGAUCACAUUGUCUGGGUUUGCUGCUGCAUAGAGCCGUAAAUAAAAAAUCCAGCCACAUUAAAACGAACUGAAAUUUAUAUUGACUUUUUUUGCGAGUGUGUUAACGGGUUGCAAUGGACAUGAAUAACUGAGGCUCAUUCAUUUCAGUGGGACUACUCUGAGUGGGAUUUAGUUAUAAUCCAAUAUCUUUCUCAAUCGGCUGUUUGUUACAUUUACACAAUUAUAGGGAGUAAGAUGGCAAGCAAGAAGAAGGAAGUUCAGCUACAGGUAGAGAUUUUGUCUUUUACCUUAAUUAUUCAGCUGCUUGCUGGAACACCCAGCACUUUAAAGCUGACAAAACUCUAUGUUUGCUUUACUUUAGGCAGUAAUACUUACUCAAGAACAAUGGGAAGAAAUGUUGCUGAAGAAAGGUCUAACAGGUACAACUGCCCCCUUUCCUCUUAUAUACUAAAGUGUGUGUGUGCAAGCAUGUACGCACCAGUGUUUAAUUGCGUACAUCACUGCAGUGCAUUUACAAGUGCAUGUACUUUGUAACCCCUUUACUGGAUGUUGUAUCCUCACAAAAAUAAAUUCCUGUAUGAUUUUAACUUUUCAGAACUUAUUUCUUGUAAGUAGUCCAAAAACAUGCAGUGAAAUAAAGUGUGGAAAUAUAGGCUGUUAUAUCUUUAAAAUAUGCCCUGCCAAGUCAGUUCCAAAAUUUCCCUCUUCCCCCAGAAUAGGAAAAGAUCACACGUUUGGUAAGUUGAAACUUGGUUUACUUACUAACUCUCCAAAGGUCAUGUUCAUAUGCUCUUCCAUACAUCAGUCAGAAAAGUGGCACAGGCAGUAAAACUUAGUUAUAAAGUGGUACACGUUUCUGUACAAUUGGUGUAGGAACUUUAGAGUGGCUAGUAAGAGCCAUGCGGUUGAGCUGGAGCAAUCGCCUCAAACCUCUUCACAUACUGAGCUGCUCAGGUAGACUGGGGGUGAACAAUAGGGUUUAUUAUCUAUUUCCUCCCAAAGUAAGGGGAAGUGACAUAGCCAAGCCUGGAAGAACAGUUUACUCUAUGGUAUUAACUUCUUAAUGCAUUAAUUAGAGUUAAGCAUGUUGGUUAUAAGAGGCUGGUUAUCCCACAAAUAUUCCCAAUGAUUCUAGGUGCAUUUUAUUUUAAAAAAUGGGCACCUUAAAUGCAAAGAAGUUACACUUACUGUCACAUCUAGUCUGACUACCGGGCAUAGUAGCACAGAAAGCCAAUGUCUGAUUUGCAGGCUACAGAGCUCUUGAUUUGAACCCUAGUGGCACCUGACAUCUGUGUACUGUAAAAUUGGACUACAAAGGCAUACAUUUUUUGAGUUUUCUGAUUUUCAUUAAAUAUGUUUAACAACAACAACAACAGUAAUAAUAAUAAUAAUAAUAAUAAUAAUAAUAAUAAUAAUAAUAAUAAUUUUAUUAUUUAUGCCCUGUCCAUCUGGCUGGGUUUCCCCAACCACUCUGGGCGGCUCCCAACAGAACACUAAAAACCUCCCUAAACAGGACUGCCUUCAGACGUCUUCUGAAAGUCAGAUAGUUGUUUAUUUCCUUCACAUCUGACUGGAGGGCGUUCCACAGGGCGGGUGCCACUACCGAGAAGGCCCUCUGCCUGGUUCCCUGUAACUUUGCUUCUUGCAGUGAGGGAACUGCCAGAAGGCCCUUGGUGCUGGACAUCAGUGCAGUGGUGGAGGAAGAGGAGUGCGGGGAGAGCGCAACAUCCCCGGCAGCGCAAUCCUGGUAGGGUGCCAUCGGGGGUGCUCCCCCGCCUGCGCUGGGCGCCACGCCCCCAGGUGGCAUGCCACGCCCAUGGGGCGGCGCACCACGCCCCCAGGAUGCCCGCCACGCGUGCCAGCCCCGCCCCUGCCUGCUCUCCGCCCUCCCCCCAGUGCCGGAGCAUGAAGCUCUGCCACUGCCUCAGUGUCCGGGCUAAACGAUGGGGGUAGAAAUGCUCCUUCAGGUAUACUGGGCUGAGGCCAUUUAGGGCUUUAAAGGUCAGCACCAACACUUUGAAUUGUGCUCAGAAACGCACUGGGAGCAAAUAUAGGUCUUUCAGGACUGGUAUAAUAUGGUCUCUGAGGCAACCUGGCAGUCACUGUUCACCUGUGCUGGGCCUGCGUCUACCACAUAUGGCAGGCUACCUCUGCUGAAAACAAGUAUUGGCAUUCUGCCAGUUCUUGAAGACAUGCCUAGACUUGGCCUUUGGGUCUUAUUUUUAAUUAUUUUAAACUGUUUAAAUUGUUAUGCCUUUUAACUGGCUUGUGUAUAUUUUAAUUAAAGGGGUUUUACUGCUUUGAUAAGCCUGUUCCAUUGUGUAUUUUAAUUAUGUAUGGAUUUUAUAAUUGAUUUUAUGCUUGUAAACUUAGAAGCCAUUUUGGAUACAAGUGGUGUAUAAAUAAAUUUAUAGUAGUAACAGAUGUAGUAAAACUUAAAACAUGUGUUAAUUCCUGGAAUACGAUUUCUUACUAUUACUGAUACACCAUGCCUAUUAUUAAUUUGUGAUCUUUCCCGUAAAACCUGGUAAAAACAUGGUUUCAACAGAGGGGCAUGUCCCUGCCCCCAGAUCAGAAAAAACGAUAUCACCCAUUUGAAGUUACACAUUUUAUUUAGGCACUUUGUUGUCUGUUUCCCAGUAGUAGAUGUGUAUCAGGCUUGGUGCGGACCUUGCAAAGCUGUCUUGAGCUUAUUCAGAAAACUAAAAAAUGAAUAUGGUGAAGAUGAUCUUCUGCAUUUUGCAGUGGUAAGGAUCCGGAUAUGAAGCCUUCCAAUACCAAACAUUUUGAGGGAAGUAUACUUUUGUGCUCUGUGAUUUAUUUCCUUAUUGCAGUUUCAGCAAAACAUUGAAGACUACAUUCCAAAUACAGUGGUACCUCGGGUUAAAUACUUAAUUCGUUCUGGAGGUCCGUUCUUAACCUGAAACUGUUCUUAACCUGAAGCACAACUUUAGCUAAUGGGGCCUCCUGCUGCUGCCGCGCCGCCAGAGCACGAUUUCCGUUCUCAUCCUGAAGCAAAGUUCUUAACCUGAAGCACUAUUUCUGGGUUAGCGGAGUCUGUAACCUGAAGCGUAUGUAACCUGAAGCAUAUGUAACCCGAGGUACCACUGUACACUGUCAUUAUUUUAUUGCUAGGUCGACUGAUUUCAGCUGCUGGAGAAAUCCUGUAGUCACAUAUCAGGGUUGCCAUACAUUCGGAAUUUCCUGGACAUAUCCAGAAUACUGCAGUUGGAAGCAGUGUCUGGGCGGAAAUUGCCCCCUCCCCAGUAAAAAAAUGUCCAGGAAAAUUCAGACAUAUGGCAACCCAUGUCGGCAGUGUCAUUUUUGGCAAUUAUCCUGAAAAAUAGCCCCAAAACUUCUUCCUUUUUUUUGCAAAUUUGCCAAAAAAAGCUCAACAACUACCUUUCUGCCUGAAUUUUCACUGUUUGAAAUAUGGCAACCCUAUCACAUAUGAAAAGCUACUGUAUGGUUACGAAAGAGGGGAGGAAUAACAGAAUUAUAAUAUAUGAACCCUAGCGCGUGGCGCUGUUGUCUAAACCACAGAGCCUAGGGCUUGCCGAUCAGAAGGUCAGCAGUUCGAAUCCCCACGACGGGGUGAGCUCCCGUUGCUCGGUCCCUGCUCCUGCCAACCUAGCAGUUCAAAAGCAUGUCAAGUGCAAGUAGAUAAAUAGGUACCGCUCUGGCGGUAAGGUAAACGGCGUUUCCGUGCACUGCUCUGGUUCGCCAGGAGCAGCUUAGUCAUGCUGGCCGCAUGACACGGAAGCUGUCUGCGGACAAACAGAAGCUCCCUCGGCCUAUAAAGAUGAGCGUGCAACCCCAGAGUCUUCCACGACUGGACCUAACCGUCAGGGGUACCUUUACCUUUUAGCCACCUUUAAGCUAGAAAUACAAGAAUUAGUGCAGCCGUAGUUCAUCUACAAAUAGUAUUGCAAAAAAUAAAAAUCAAGCCUUGGGAAUACGUAACUUUCAGAAGGAGAGGGUAUUCUGCCCUCAAAUUUUAGAACACAAAAUAUUGUUUAACAGAUCUUCACUGUUUAUUUCAGAGAGUGUUCCACAUCCCUAAAGACCAAUGUUAAAGAUUCUGGAUUUUCCAAAAUGUUGAAAUACUGCUCCCACUGCUGGUUUGGGAAGUGCUGUACACCACAAUCCACAUCUAUCAUGCCAUUUCUUAUUAAAUACCAGGUUUUAAUGUUUUUACCUGAAACCCACUUUGAUCUGAACUGGGGAAAAGAACGACCAAGCUGUCUUUUAAGCUGGUAAUGUGUGCAGAGAUUUACACAUUUUAAUGCCCCUUUGAUUUCAGUGAAAUAUUAAGCAAGCAUGUGCUUCACUCUUGCUUUCCCUUUAAAACUAAUGGGAUUUCAGAGUGCUUACCUUUGGCUAGAAGAAUGCUAUUUAUUUCCUUACAUUUGCAUUUUUCAGUAGCACCAUCUAUGGUCGCAUUAACGGUGAAGUCAUGCAACUGGAAACAAGGCAGGAAGCUAUCAGCAGACUGCAAAUCAAAACUCUCAGUGAGCCAGCCAGCAAUACUCUACAGAGAAUCUACAGUGGUACCUCUGGUUAAGAACUUAACUCAUUCUGGAGGUCCGUUCUUAACCCAAAACCAUUCUUAACCUGAGGUACCACUCAGGGCCGUCUUAAGCAUAUCUGGCACCGUGGUGUGAAGGUCUCUCUGGCUCCCCCCCCCCCCUUUCCCAGAGCUGCCAACCUUUUUUAGGGAGGACAGCGCUGCCAGUGACGCACCCAGCUUUGCAGGACUGGAGGAGGCGGGCAGCAACUGAAGGGCAGCUCUUCUGGCAGGGAAGAGGCAGAGGCUGGACGUGGCAGCUUCUGGCUCAGCUGGCCACUUUGUGCUGUGGUGGCCACAGUAGGGAGAGGCUCCGGGCACAACGCUGCUUCAGUGCGGCAUGGCGGAGGUGGGCAAGGGCAGCGAUCUGAUGCCGGGAGGCGCUGCAUCCAACCUCUGCCUCUUCCCUGGCACCCUCCAGAACUUGGUGCCCUGGCGCCCUGCGCCACUAGAUUCUAUGGGUAAGAUGCCCCUGGUACCACUUUAGCUAAUGGGGCCUCCCACUGUCACUGCGCCGCUGGUAUGCAAUUUCUGUUCUCAUCCUGAGUUAAAGUUCUUAACCCGAGGUACUACUUCCGGGUUAGCGGAGUCUGUAACCCGAAGUGUUUGUAAUCCAAGGUGUUUGUAGCCCAAGGUACCACUGUAUAUGGGAAUUGCUAUAGCUUGGCUUGCGGGUAUUUUGAAAAAUGAUAAUAAUGUAGGUUAUGUAUCUGUCCUUCAUUUAAGGCAGAAGCUAACAGCAUUCCAAGUCUGCUCCCCUUUAAAGAUAAAUGUGAACCCGCUUUUAUCUUCUGUGUGGUAAGUACACGGUGAAUGACUUUAGUUUUUGUUUUGCUGGUGACUAAUUCUCAGUUAAUUCUUCAGAUUGAAAAGAGGUGCAUCACUGAAGUAUGGAUUUAUAUGAAAUAGUUGACUAUGGAGUUGGAACAACUGACAACAAACUAGUGACAGAUGUCAAAAUUAAAAAAUUGUCCAGUAGCACCUUAGAGACCAACUAAGUUUGUUCUGGGUAUAAGCUUUCGUGUGCAUGCACACUUCUUCAGAUACACUGAAACAGAAGUCACCAGACCCUUAUACAGUGGUACCUUGGGUUAAGUACUUAAUUCGUUCCAGAGGUCCGUUCCUAACCAGAAACUGUUCUUAACCUGAAGCACCACUUUAGCUAAUGGGGCCUCCCGCUGCUGCCGUGCUGCCGGAGCACGAUUUCUGUUCUUAUCCUGAAGCACUAUUUCUGAGUUAGCGUAGUCUGUAACCUGAAGCGUAUGUAACCUGAGGUACCACUGUAUAUAGUGGGAGGGUGGGGUGGGGUUUUUCUCAGAAGGGUAGUUGGAGAUGGGUGAUAGAUGUGCCACACAUAGAGAUCAGCGUAUGUAGGAGCACAUCUUUCUGCUAGGUCACAAAACAUCAAGGGAUUCAGAAUACCCCAGGUGACACAUAUGCAGAGUAUUCUAUAUGCCAAUAGGCCAGAGGCGGAUUUAGGGAAGUACGGCUGGUUUGGUGGCACUGGGGACAGAUCCAUGGGUCAAUGAGGGGGCGUCACAACUAUGGUGUAGAAUGGCUUAUUAUUUGAACCAUUGCCAUUGAGAAUCUCAAGCUUAGUGUGUAGACAUUGAUGUUAUCUCCAACUUCCUCUGAACAGUCCUAAACAAAGCAGUUGUCAGAUAAGAAACCGGUAAAGGUUCAGUGGUGUAGAAAUUUAAUUGAUCACAUAAAUCAAACGAAAUAUUUUGAUCAUUUGAACCAAGUGCCUCCAAUUGUUUGGAGCGGCAGAUUUUUAAACAAACAAACAAACAUUUUAAUACAAAAAUAAUACAAGAACUUAAGAAACAACUGAAACUAACAGGCAUGCAUGAAUCCCCUGGGUAUACCAGCAGCUGCCACAAGAAGCAUUUCCCUCUGUGAUAGGAGAAAGUGGAAUUCCUCAUUGAAGGCUGAACCUCAGUUACCUUUCCUCCAUUCUUUAAAGUUCCACAUCAAACUGCCUCCCCCCCUUUUUUUUUGCCCUGGAGCUUUCACCGCAAAAACCCACUCCUUUAAGCUCAAUCAGAGCAAAUGUCAGUCCAUGGAAAACCUGAAUUAACGUUUGCACCCAUUGAGCACUAAAGACUGGGUUUUUGCAGGGAAAGCUCCAAAGGGGGGGCGGGGAUUAAAAUGCUCAGACACAGAGCGUUUAAUCAUGAACCUGUGCCUGAAAAGAGUAGGGCAAAGAGUGUGGAUAAGCCCUGAGAUAGUCCCUGCCAUCUUUUGGAAGUGUGUGGUGAUGCAGAGCUGGGAAUUGGUGUCACAAUGUUGUGAUCAUGAGGGAUCAGGGACUUCUCAAUUUUCUUCCAUCGCCUUCCACAGCUAAGUCUCCCAGUGUUCCCACACCACUGACCCCCCCCUCCAGUUUGUUUAUGCAAAUGGAAUAAACAAUUAAUUAUAAUGUAUAGGUAGAUUCAUGCUAUGCUAGUUGAGCUGAGUUCCCAUGGAAAUCAUAAUGGCAAAUCAUGGUAACUUUUUACAUUGAUUCCAAUAGGCUCAGCUGGAGCUUAACUAACCUUUGGUGCAAUCCUAUGCAUUUUUACUCAGAAGUAAGUCACACUGAGGUCAUUGGGACUUACUCCAAAGUAGGUGAAUAUAGGACUGCGGUCUUACAGUGCCAUCUUGUGCAGGUGUCCUCAGAAAUAAGUUCAAUGAGACUCACUCACAGGCAAGUGAGUAUAACAGGCAUUUCAAAUAUAAUGAUCAAUGCUGCUGAUUUUUGUUAAUUUUAAUUAUUUUAGAUCAUUGUGUUUAUGGUGUUUUUGUGAUAUUUUGAGCAGACUUGAGUGGCUAUUCUCAAAAAGGUAGGCUAUAAAAAAGAAUUUUUAAGCAAAGAUAAAUAUGUAUAGGGUGAUAACCAGUUAGUCAUACUCAGAAUAGACCCACUGAAAUAACUGGACUUAGGUUAUUUAGGUUUGAGUGUGACUAUCCUUGGAUACCACUGAUAGGAUUGCAGCCAUAGUCCUUCAGGUUGUUGGAAGCAAAUAAAGCACAUAAAACGAAAGGUUUGCACCUGGAAAAUAUUUGUUGUUGGAAACCAAUUAAAACAUACAAAACAAAACUAUGAGAUGUUGCUGAGCACUGUUUUAUUUGGGCAAAUAUUAUUUGCAGGAUGGCAAAAUGGUAGAUAUUGUGAGAGGCGCGAAUGGACCUCUUCUGUGUAGAAAAGUCAUAGAGAUAGUAGAACGAGAGAGAAGAAUCGUAGCAGGAGAAGCAGAAAGACCAGAGGUAACUCUGCCUUGACCCAGUAUUGGCAUAUUUUAUUAAGAAGUACGGUUGCCUUCUCUUUCUAAUGCUCUGUGUUCUGCUUUAUUGCUGAUAUGAUUUUUAUUCUUUGUACACAUUCCUGUUUUCAUUGGUUUGAAAGUGCUACCCUGAGUAUAUGUUCACCCUACGUACUUAUUGAUUUCUUUCCCCUGUCGGACCAUUUCUCUGUUGCAAACUGCUUUGGAAAUGGUGCAGAGAGUUUUGAAAAUUAACUCCAAUCCUAAGGGUGCAAUUCGCUAGGAUGCCCAUUCAUGGUGUCUAUGGCUGCCCCACACCAUUAAAGCACAUUUGAAACACAUUUCCCGCACCCUCAAAGAAUUCUGGGCACUGCGGUUUCUGAAGGCUAACUGGGAAGUGUAACUCUUGUGAGGGGUAAACUAGGUGGGUGAUGAUCUACAAUGGCUUAUGAUCUAUGGCACUUGUACACGACAAUAUCAGGUGGAGGCUGAAGUUAAUCAGAACAAUUCUAGGAAACGUAAAUGGACACAGGCAUCAUUGGACACAUAUGAAUGUGCAGUUGUGGGUGGCACUGUGGUCUAAACCACUGAGCCUAGGGCUUGCCAAUCAGAAGGUCGGCGGUUCGAAUCCCCAUGACGGGGUGAGCUCCCGUUGCUCGGUCCCUGCUCCUGCCCACCUAGCAGUUCGAAAGCACGUCAAAGUGCAAGUAGAUAAAUAGGUCCCGCUCAGGCGGGAAGGUAAACAGCGUUUCCGUGUGCUGCUCUGGUUCACCAGAAUCGGCUUAGUCAUGCUGGCCACAUGACCUGGAAACUGGCUGUGGACAAACGCUGGCUCCCUCGGCCUAUAGAGUGAGAUGAGCGCCGCAACCCCAGAGUCGUCCGUGACUGGACCUAACAGUCAGGGGUACCUUUACCUUUAUUUCCAUGGGUCUUGUUGUGGGGCAGGGUUCCAGCAAAUUUGGGGUUGCACAGAUGCACUGGCAGGGUCAGUCCAGCACUCCCACUGGUGCGUCGUACAGCCUGGACCUCCCACCCAGGUAAGUUGCAGCAAUGCCCGUGUCAAGAGGGUGCCUUUGCAGCCUGCGACACCCACCCUUUGCAAGGGAGUCCUACCAUGUUCAAUUGAACGUAAUCUCAGAAACGUGUGCACCACCUUGCCAUUUUAAGCACAGAAGUUCCUAUUGGUGCCAAGCGGUGCAGUCAUAAACAAAUCUACUCCAAAUCACACCUCACCAAAUUCAGUGGAACUUACUGCCUGUGAGUGGUUAUAGGCAGGGAUGGCUGGAACCCCUUGGGAUUGGUGGCAUGGGAAGGCAGGGAGCCCAAUGGAACGGAAGCAGAUGGAGCCAGAGCCAAUUUAUUCUAGUUUUGUCACCAUCUUCCCUCUCCUGAGUUCUACAAGGGGGACCCUGAGACCAAGGAGCCGGAAGGCAGGGCCACACCCCGGAAAGUUGUAAGUAAGAAAGCAGGCAAGUUAACAGCUGCCGUGGGAGGCCCUGAAUUCUGUUAGGAUGGCAGCUGGGGCGUAGGGAGCGUGAGAGAGUAGCCUUUUCAGCCCAUCCAGAAGACACCCCCUAAAACUACUAAUAGUGGGGUGGGGUGGUAUAUUGAAGAAACACCACAGCAGGGAUUAUUAUCCCCUUCCCUCCAAACUGCAAUCCUGAACCAGUGCUCUCCUCCCCAUCACUGGCUUUUAUCCAAUCAAAGCUGCCUUACCUUGCAGCUGAUGGUAUCUAUCCAUCAAUGCUUUCUUGAUGCUUUCUUUCCAUCCAUCCAUCUGCCUAUGGAGAAUCUAUAUUGGUGAUGUUUCAUUUCUAUACUGUUUGGAAACUUUUGAAAGAACUGUCUCACGAUUGCAUCCUUACCAAAUAUUAUUUUGAAAUAGCUUAUUGAAAGAGGACAAAAAAAUAGGAUUUAGCGAGAAAAAGUCUAAAUAUCAAGUAGAAAUUCUGGAGGAAAGAACAAAACUUUUGUCUAAAAUGUACAACUAUCUGUUGGAAUGGGACACUAAGGAUGAGUUAAUAAAAGAAGUAAUGGUAAAGUGGGCAAUCGAUUUUGGUUACAACAUAGAAUAUGAUAAAUGGGUAAAACUAUGGAACGAACGGAUGAAAUUUACAGCGUGUUCCACUUUAAGGGAAAACUUAGGAAAAAUGAUGUACCGGUGGUAUAUUACCCCGGUCAAAUUGGCAAAAAUGUACAAAUUGAGCAAUAAAGCCUGUUGGAAAUGUAAACUUAAGGAUGGGGAUCUCUACCACAUGUGGUGGGAAUGUAAAAAGAUGAAAAAAAAUUGGGACCUAAUAUACAAUGAACUUAAGAAACUUUUAAAGUACACAUUCCUGAAAAAACCGGAGGCUUUCCUCCUAGGGAUAAUAGGGGAGGAAUUAAAAAAGGAGGAUCAUAAACUAUUCCAAUAUGCCACGGUAGCAGCUAGGAUUCUUGUAGCUCAAAAAUGGAAGUCACCGGAGAUCCCAACGGUUAUGGAAUGGCAGGCUAAAUUUUUUGAAUACACAGAAUUAGCUAAAAUGACAUAUAAAAUCCGACACCAAAAAGGGACAAAGUUUGAAGAAGAAUGGGGUAAAUUUGUAGCAUAUAUAGGAAUUAACUGCAGAAGUUUAAAAACUACAGCAGGGUUAAUAUAAAUCCUGUGAUGUGUAUAGAAGUGAGUAAGAAUCUGUAAGAGAAGAUGUAUAUUAAGAAAACCGCAAAUGGGAAGGAAGGAAGUCGAGGCGUGAUUUUACGCAGUGUAAAUAAGAUGACACCAAUGAUGACUGUAAAGAUUGUUUUAUUUUGUUUGUGGAAAAAUUCAAUAAAAAGCAUUAAAAAAACCCACAACAACAAAUAUUAUUUUGAAAAGUUGGUAUGACCGUCAUGUAACAGUGAAAACAUUUUCAGUUGCCAGAACUUCUGUUUGUGGAGGAGAAAGAAUCCGAUGAAGAACUUGUAGAAGAAGAAGCUGUCGGCAAGUUUUCCUGAUAGAUUUUAUUUUUAUUUUUGUAUAGGUAGCAAAUCAGUGGUGUGAUCGUUGUUGUUGUCCGUUAACCAUUUGUUGGUAGGAAUGUCUUAACAGGAGACAGAUGCCCCCGCAGCUCCAAUGGGGAGGAGUUAAACACGCUCUUUCCCACCAUCCUGCCUCGGGGUCCAUAGAACUGUGACUCGCUUCACCUCUGGUCAGUCAUGCUGCUUACCAGGUGCUAGAGGUGGAGGGGAAAGGCAGUGGUGAGGUUGGCGCAGUGCAAACACUCAGGUGGGUAGUGUGCCAGCCUCUUCACUGCCACCUCCUCCCUGUCUUCCUCCUUAUAAGCAGCAACACAACCAGCCAGAGGGUCAGGGGAGUGCCACUGCCCAGCCACACUGUCCGCUGCGGACGGCAAGGCCAGCACCACAUUAUGGCCAUUGCAGGCGUGCCAUACAACAGGGUAGAGUGACCUGUGACCUGGCAAGACAUGAAGGCAGGAAUUGGUAUCUGAAUGAGGCAGAAAGGCUUUUGAAAGGGAAAUGUCUGCACCUGCAGCCCCUUAAAGCAAAUUCAAGGAAGAAUUUCCCAUUCUAGUGGUUUUUUAUGAUGCCCAGAGUAUUAAAAAAUGCCAAUCUGUCAGCAUUUCAGACCAAAUUUUCUGAUAUCUGAAAAAAACAAACCCAUUUGUCAUUUUCUUUUUACUCAUCUUGGGUAAGGAUGCAGACAAAAGAGGCAAAUGUUUCACGCCGCUGGGGGUACAAAUAGGGCCAAUUUUUAGUCUUCUGUUCUACUAACUAGACAAACUUAGAGGGAGGUUUUUUGUUUCUAGAAAAAUACAAAUUGGAUAAGGUGGACUUACUGGAACUGAUUUUCAGUCAGCUAUACUACCAGUGUCUUUUAAACAUAGUUUUGUUUGUCCUGAUCACAUUUCUCAUACUUAUCUACCUGUAUGAUAAUGUCAUUUGGAAUCUCCUUCCUGAAGACACAGAUAUGAAAUUGUGAUGUGGUGCUCUUUUUGAUGGUCGGAUGUGGUCAGAUGCCUGUAAGAAUUUGCAUUUAAAUACAGUGGCACCUCGAUUUUCGGAUGUCUCCAUUGCCCAAUGUUUCAGUUUUCAAACACCGAAAACCCUGAAGUAAAUGCUUCCAUUUUUUAACAUGCCCUGGAAGUCAAACGGCUUCUGCUUGCAUGUAUCUGUUGUUUUUUUACAGUUUUCUCGGUUGAAUGGGCAGACCGCCCUUUGUGCCUCAGUUUUCGGACUUUUUGGAAGUUGAAUGGUCUUCCAGAACGGAUUACUUUCGAAAACCGAGAUACCACUGUAAAUGGAUCCCACACACAACAAGUGCUUGUUAAAACAUUGCAAGCAUGUAUCUAUAAAAGAACAUUUGACAUAGGAAGUUACUUAGUACGUAGUCUUGUUCCUAUAUACUGAAUGUUGUAUACACUCCUGCUUCUCUUUCAGAGGAGGAAAAAUACACUGUUGUGAUCAUAAAACCUGAUGCAGUUGAAGCAGGAAAAGUUGAAGAAAUUAAACAAACGGUAAAGAAAACUUUUUACUGAAAAAUAUGAAACAAUACUGAUUCAUUUGAAAACUAGGAUGGCAAGAAUUUGCUAAGCCAGAUGCACAAAACUUCCAUAUGAAAACAGACCAAGAGCCAUGUUUUUGACACAUUAUCCUGUUUUUUUUCCAGCUUCAGGAAGGCCAUAAAGAAGCUUAGUAAGCUGUCUUACAUGGCAAGGGGGCUGAACCAUUUUGGUGGGCUGUAAAUACUUGCACAGUGAUGUAUUAAAUGCUGUGCUAAUCUGUAUUUCUGUGUGAUCUGUAGCAUGGAUGCUGCUCCCCUGAAAAGCCAGAGAGCUUUGUGGAACAAUUUUUGUUUGGCCGCUUACAUUAUCCAUAUUUGCUCUGCAUCCAACGUGGUCCCACCCCUGGUUUGGAAAGCAGUUAACCAUAAGCCAUAUACAUAAGCCAUAUAUAUCCUGUACCUGUUGUAGCAUUUCUUAUGAAAUCCUGCAUUUUGAUGUGCUGUCCCACAAAACAGCUUAGAUCUGAAUUGAGAAAAGCAACUGCAUUUUAGACCAGUAAUGUGCACACAGUAAUUGUGCCAAUAACCCUGAUAUACCGCUUCAUCAAGCACUGUGAUAAAACCACUAUCUACUCUUGCAUUAUAUGCUUAUUUCCCCUCCUCUAGGUUACUAAGCAACAGUGGCUGUAGCAACUGAUAACUUUUUUAACAGGCUCAAAACUUAAAGGCAGUAUGCCCUGCGUUUUCCACAACAUGUUAAUUUCAUGGUGAAGAGAUUUACAAACCUUGCUUGCAUGAAUUUAGAACACCGUACUUGCAACGAGUCACUGCUUUAUAUAUAAUAUUUCAGGAUUGGUUAAAUACUUUUGUGCAAAAUCAAAUUACUGGAUACAAGCUUUUCAGCAAAAUCCUAUCUGUAUAUUUAACCAAUAGCUCAGCCCUAAUCUUCUAACAAAAGGGCCGCGGGUGGUGCUGUGGGUUAAACCACAGAGCCUAGGACUUGCCGAUCAGAAGGUCAGCGGUUCGAAUCCCCGCAACAGGGUGAGCUCCCGUUGCUCGGUCCCUGCUCCUGCCAACCUAGCAGUUUGAAAGCACGUCAAAGUGCAAGUAGAUCAAUAGGUACUGCUCCAGCGGGAAGGUAAACGGUGUUUCCGUGCGCUGCUCUGGUUCUCCAGAAGCGGCUUAGUCAUGCUGGCCACAUGUUCUGGAAGCUGUACGCCAACUCCCUCGGCCAGUAAAGAGAGAUGAGCGCCGCAACCCCAGAGUUGGGCACGACUGGACCUAAUGGUCAGGAGUCCCUUUACCUUUACCUAAUCUUCUAACAGUGCUUAGAUGAUCAGGCAAUUUUGUGGGCAUGCUGGUCUGCUGUAACAGAGAAUGAAAAAGGGGUAGCAAAGAUGGCUUUCCAUCCUAAAAAUGAUUGGUCACAUUAAAUUGUAUGUUGCACCUCCCUGUUUGUUUAAAGUUUUACAUUAAGAUUAUGGUGAUACAUGAAUUUUUUGAAUUUUCAUUUGUUCCUUUGUUCAGAUCAGAUAACUGAUCAGUUAAAAGUUCUUUGAUUGGUUGCACUGCUUAAACACAGCCUUAUAACCCAACCUUUUUUCUUCUGAAAUGUGCUCCGAUAACUGAAGAUUACAGAAGCAGGCUUUAACAUUCUUGCAGAAGCCCUGAGGACAUUAACGGAUGAGCAAGUUAGGGAUUUUUAUCAAGACAAAUCAGAAGAGGUAAGAAGAACAGAUACAUGUGGGAGAACAUAGCCAUUGAUGUAGAUAAUCAAAAUGAUUGAUUACAUGAAUUGCAUGUUAGCAUAGCUGGGGGGAAAUAAUCUAGUUACUAUUUUAACUCACAGAAAAACAAUGCUGGCCUUGCUGGGCCUCAUCCCUCUUUCCACCGUUUCAGGUCCCCAUACUGGUCAACAGCAAUGGAAUUCCCACCAGUUAGCUUCCAGUUGGUCACAUCACUCCUGUUUACUGGGAGGCAGAGGUGCAAGGUGGCACCAAGGUCCACAUGGAGCAAAUGCACCAGCAGGAGGCUUUUGGGAAAUGAUUUAUAAUGAAAUGAAAAAAAGAGUAACCUUUGUUAAAAAACCAGAAGCCUUUUUAUUAGGUAUUCUAGGAGUGGUGAUUCCAAAAGAACAGAGAAAAUGGUUUAUGUAUGCUACGAUGGCCGCCCGGAUGCUGUUAGCUCAAAGGUGGAAAGAGGAAGCAGUCCUGGCCAAAGCAGACUGGCAAACCAAGUUAAUAGACUAUGCUGAGAUGGCAAAACUAACUGGAAAGCUCAGAAAUGAAGAUGACAAGAAAUUUAAAAAAGAAUGGGAAAUGUUUAUCAUGUACUUCAAAAAGUAUCGUCAACAGGUUAAUACAUUGGCAGGAUUUUAAGAACGCUUGUAAUUUUAGAAAUAGUGUAGGACAUUUGAGAUAAAAUAAUAAUAAUUUGGAAUAGAAAUGAUAUGCAGUUGAAAAAGAAAUUUAAGGAACUAGGGAAGGGGUGGGGGAGGGAAGUCACGGGAUUUGGAGAAUCCCAUGUUAUGGAUUUGAUAUGGCUUUUACAUACAUUUUUCUUUGUUUGCGUUUGUUGUUGUUUGUUUUGUUGAAAAAUUAAUAAAAAUAUUUUUUUAAAAAAUGAAAGACAAAUGCACAAGCAGGAAUACUGGAUUGGCUCUGCCAGUGCAUUUGUCAAGUAUCAUUCUCGACGUUGCCUGGUCCCUGCCCUCUGCCUUCCGGUGAGCAGCCCCAAUGCAGCCAGCCAGAGGUCAGCCCACCAUGGAACUGCUACUGGAUAGAACGUAAACUUCUAUAUUUGAAAUAUUUUAGGAUCUCAGUAGCAUUGCUAGAUUAAAGGUAAAGGUAAAGGGACCCCUGACCAUUAGCUCCAGUUGUGGCCGACUCUGGGUUGUGGCACUCAUCUCACUUUAUUGGCCGAGGGUGCCGGCGUACAGCUUCCAAGUCAUGUGGCCAGCAUGACUAAGCCGCUUCUGGUGAACCAGAGCAGUGCACGGAAACGCCGUUUACCUUCCCGCCAGAGCGGUACCUAUUGAUCUACUUGCACUUUGACGUGCUUUCGAACUGCUAGGUGGGCAGGAGCUGGGACUGAGCAACGGGAGCUCACAUCGUCAUGGGGAUUUGAACUGCAACCUUCUGAUCGGCAAGUCCUAGGCUCUGUGGUUUAACCCACAGUGCCACCCGCGUCCCUAUUCCUAGAUUACCUAAUGAAUAUAACAAUAUGUUGUUACAGGCACCUUGUAUCUCGGUAAUAACAGGGAGAAAUGUAGUGCUAAAUUAAUUGAUGGUGAGUCUUCUUUCCUGGCCCUUAAUGACAAAAAUACUUCCACCCCCCCCCACCCCAGAUUGACUUUGAAGAGUUUGUUUCGUUUAUGCUGUCUGGACCAUGCCAUGUGCUGAUCGUUUCUGAAGGAAAGCAAACGCACGAGGUUAUGCCUUAUUUACAAGAAUUGGCUCCUGGAGAGGGAGAGGAGGAGGAAGAAGAGGAGGAGGAGGAGGAGGAAGAGGAGGAGGAAGAAGGGUAUCGGAAACCUCCAAGUGAAGCGCCAGCCAGGUAGAUUCCAACAUGGAGUGCGUGAGUAUAUGGGUGUGCAGGUGGAUGGGAUUCCUCCGACCCAAUAUGAGAUUGACAGUAAUAUUGCUUGCGCAUUGGAUACCAUGUGCAGGAUUUUUCAAAUCCACCCCGGUAUUUCAAGUGUGCCUUCAUGCUAGGCAAUAUCAGAUUUACUUCACUCAUUCAAUUAUUUAUUUAUUUAUUUAUUUACUUAUUUCAUUUCUAUACCGCUUUAUAUUUUAACAGCAUAUUAAAACACCAAUAAAACAAUCCAGAAUCAAACAUUUCUGAAGAAAGUCAACUAUACAGUAUACAGUCAAAGCAACAUAAUUAACAGAAAACUAAAAUAUUAUCUUAAAAAAAUUCAAAAAUAAACGUAACAAAGGAGGUCAAUUACAGAAUACAUAUUUAACACAAACAAAGUUAACAAAAAGAAUCUUAAAUAUUUCAAACUGAGAAGAUCCAAAAUUGAGAAGAUCCAUUUGGAGGCACCAAAUUUUGGCCUACAAAAAUUUACCAAAGUCUGCCCUUGUACACACCAGCCCCUCUCUCUCUUGCCUCUGAAAUUAUGUUUUGAAUUAUGUCUGUCUAUUGCAGCAAGAUUAGUGUUUCACGGCCAAGUCUCUAAAUUUCACCUCAAAGCUAUUGUGAUACAUUAAGUGCUCAUUUUGUACUUUGUAAAAUGUUUAACAGUUACAUUUAUAUUAUUUUACCCUUUAUUAGCUUGAAAGGGUUCUUGGAAGGCCAAGCUAUAUCAGAUUUAUGUGACGUUCACGACAGAGUAGAAGAAGCAAGCCGCGAAUUGGCCUUCUUCUUCCCUGAUUUUUCCAAGCCGAAGAAAGGCCCAGCUCUUGAAAAAACAGUGGCCUUGAUUAGACCUUCUCUCUUGAGGGAAAGGAGAGGUUAGUGAACGUCAAUACACAAUUCUCUCCGUAUUCUUGACAUGUUGCUGGGUCCAGAAAUGUGGCCGCAGAAGGCAUUCUUGCAUUGACUCUGUACCAGGGACUGCUAUGCGCAGGGCAGUAUCUUACAAUACCCAACAUAAUAAUAAUAAUAAUAAUACCUUUAUGUACUGAAGUUCUCACCCUGGGCCAGCAGCGGGAUACUGUACAUAGUUAUGCAAAUAAGGGAUAGAAAGUGACGUUCAGUGACUGGAUAGUUUUAGAAAAUUGUUACUGUUGCGUUGUAGUGGAGCUCUAUAUAAUCAGGCUGGCUGAACCCUUCAGUUCAGUUCUGUUCUGGCCUGUGAAUAAACAAGAGCUGUUUGAAGAAUCGCUGUGUCGUAUGAUAUGUUCACCCACAACUUAACAAUUGUCAAUGUACAACCCGUGUACAAUGAAAUUAACCGAGCCUCCGCCCCCCAAACACUCAGUCUCAUUGCACGGUGUGUGCUUGUCGCACAACACACCAACCCUGAAAGUCAAUUGCACUAUAUUAUUUUCCGUUCAGCAGCCUAACAUGGAGAGAAACUGUUUUUUAGCCUGUUGGUACGACUGAUUAUUAUACUUCUAUAUCUCCUGCCUGAGGGUAGAAGAUUAAAGAGGUGCUGGCCAGGGUGUGAAUCGUCCCUGAGAAUUUUUCUCGCUCUCCUAAGGCAACAAUCCCUUGCAAUGUCAUCUAACUGGCUCAGGGGACAGCCCAUGAUAUCAUGUGCUGUGUUCACCACCCUCUGUAAAGACUUUCUGUCUGUGGCUGUCAAGCCAACGUACCACACUGUGAUACAAUAUGAGAGGACACUUUCUAUUGUGGACCGGUAGAAGGAGGUCAUCAAUUGUUGUUUAACAUUGUUCUUUCGCAAGACCCUGAGGAAAUGGAGUCUCUGUUGGGCCUUCCUAACCACCUGGGUUAUAUUGUUUUUCCAACUGAGGUCUUCACUAAGGUAAACUCCCAGGAAUUUAAAGGAAGAGACUCUCUCCACACAACCCCCCCCCCGAUAUACAAGGGUGACAGUUCCCCUCUCUUCCUCCAAAAGUCCAACACCAUCUCCUUUGCCUUGCUAAUAUUUAGGUGCAAGUUAUUCUCUAAGCACCAUGUAGAUACUUUCUGAACCUCCCCCCCCCCCCGUGUACGCUGAUUCAUCUCCACCUGUAAUUAGACCCAUUAUGGUAGUAUCACCUGCAAACUUAAUAGUUACAGUGGAUGGAUCAGAUGAAAUAUAGUCAUAUGUAUGUAACGAGUAUAGGUAGGGACUCGGCACACAUCAAAACACAAUGGGUUUUGAUGUUAAAAGCUGCAUAGCACAAUAUGGCUGCCACGAGGGGCGUGGCCUAACAAAAAACUCGAGAGGCAGCCAUUUCCAAUGGAUGUGAUGGCAGUGGCCUGGCUGGGUGGCUGAGAAUGCCCCCACUUUUUGAAAGCAGCCGCCUCCCCAGUCUUGCUGUAUCCACAGAGUACUGAGGGGUGGGGUGCCUACAUGUGUUAACUGUUAAUCGUCUUUUGCGCGCAGAUUCUAUUCUGAAAAGGAUUGAGGAGGAUGGCUUUCAGAUAGCGAUGCAAAGAGAAAUCGUCUUAACAGAAGAGCAAGCUCGUGAGUUUUACAAAGAGCACGAAGGUCAAGAUUAUUUCCCAGCUCUCCUGGAACAAAUGACCAGGUGUGCCGCUUGAGAAACAAGAGCUUUAAAUGCAGGGAGAUAAAUUUAUUUUACACACUGCAACUCUGAAACUUGGUGGAAGGGUGAGAAUCAAAUAUUAAUCAGGGAUGUAUAAAAUGAGUACAAAAUUGCAGGUACAGAAUGUAUUACAUACACAGCCUCUGGUUCAAGCUGCCCUCAUGGGAUCCCAAACUGAGCAGUGAAUCAUAUUAUUGUCUACUGUUCAACUUCAUGGGGCAUCUGCCAUUUAAUUUAGCCCUUCCCAGUGAUGGGAUUGGCGCCACCACUAGAGUUCCAGUUUUUCUGGUAAAAUGGACAAUCAGAUGGUGAUCAGUUUUGGGGAGAAUGCCGGGCAAAGUUGAGAUUACUUCCAGACAAGGAGGGAAUCUAUUUGGUCCUAUAUUAAGAUAAAGUUAUGUGUACGGGUCCCAUAAGUAAAACAGACCAACAGAAAACACAAAAAAAUAACCUAGGCUCCUGCGUAUCCACUUUUUUAAUGAAUAAAUUUAUUUAAAAUGCUAGGAAUAUUGUGCGUAACAUAUUUCUCAAACUAGUGGGGAGGCUGCAUUUAACCAAGUAUUUCCCCCUUUUUUCUGUGUAGUUUGUUUAAUAAAUUCCUUACUUUAUUGGCAACCCUGACUUAGCUAUUUCAGUUAAUAGCAGAGCACUUAGAAUCGCUUUGGUAUGAAUGAUUCACAUGGAAUUUGUUAAUGGUUUUAUAAAUGCAAAAAAGAGAGCUAAACAUGAGUUUGUAACAGGUCUUUUUAAAAACCUUCUGCUGUAUUUGCACCGGACAGCGGACCAACUCUUGCACUUGCUUUGGUACGAGAAAAUGCGAUACAGAAAUGGAGAGCUUUACUGGGCCCAAAGAUAGUAGAGGAAGCAAAGGAACAAUGCCCAACAAGGUAUUUAAAAAAACAAACAAACCACACAUACAAAUACAUUGCAUUCUGAUAGAUGGAGACGAUAGAGCAUAAGUAAAGUUAAAGCAUGUUGUAACUUGUUUGACAAUAGUGCCAUCCUCUGGACAGUGUUGCAUGCUUUCGUCUGCUACAUUUUCCCCCCUGUGCCAUUGAACCCAUAUUUUAGUGGUUAGCGUAUUGUAAAAAUGAUUGCAUUGUUUUGUCAAUGCCCUGAUUUGACAAAGGUGAAAAAGUUGCAUCUCUGAAUAAUGCAAAUUCGCAGAUCCCUGUGACCUAACCUGUCAGUAACGUGGGGGAGGGGGGACUGUUUCCCCAGGCUGAACCCCAACUACAUCCUUUUGUAGGGGGAUAACUUGGAAACGGGACGGGGGUGGCACUGUGGUUUAAACCACUGAGCCUAGGGCUCGAAUCCCCACGACAGGGUGAGUUCCUGUUGCUCGGUCCCAGCUCCUGCCAACCUAACAGUUCGAAAGCAUGUCAAAGUGCAAGUAGAUAAAUAGGUACCACUCCGGCGGGAAGGUAAACGGUGUUUCCAUGCCCUGCUCUGGUUUCCCCAGAAGCGGCUUAGUCAUGCUGGCCACAUGACCCGGAAAAACUGUCUGUGGACAAAUGUCGGCUCCCUCGGCCAGUAAAGCGAGAUGAGCGCCGCAACCCCAGAGUUGUUCGUGACUGGACUUUACCGUCAGGGGUCCUUUACCUUUUUUAACUUGGAAACAUAAAGCUUCUGUGUCCUAUAUCUAAUUUCCUGAUUUUGUGGUCUCUAGUUUACGCGCUGAGUUCGCGAUUGACAACGCACCCAUCAAUCAACUGCAUGGAAGCACAACCCCUGAACAAGCUGCAAAGGAACUGGAAUUCUUCUUCCCUGUGCAAAACACUUUUGCUGUCAUUAAACCCACUGCUUUUGAGGAGCACAAAGGUAAACAGCCGGAGGAUAGCACACCCACCCACUCUUAGGCAUUCCUUAGGCCAGGGGUCAGCAGACUUUUUCAGCAGGGGGCUGGUCCACUAUCCCUCAGACUUUGUGGGGGGCCGGACUAUAUUUUGAAAAGAAAGAAAGAUGAAGAACAAAUUCCUAUGCCCCAAAAAUAACCCAGAGAUGCAUUUUAAAUAAAAGCACACAUUCUACUCAUGUAAAAAUCCACGGGCCGGAUUUAGAAGGUGAUUGGGCUGGAUCUGGGCCCCGGGCCUUAGUUUGCCUACCCAUGCCUUAGGCAUUUCAGGAAGGAGCAGGAUAGUACCUUCAACCCUUCCCCCCCUCCCCAUGAUGCUGAUGUCUCUCCCAGUUAUUUCAAACACGGUGAUCAUGUGUUGAUGAGAGAGAGAGUGCCUUAUGUGCAAAAAGCUUUUUCACUGUGGAGGAGGUGGCCAGCAAGUGGGCAACAUCUGUGCGCAUGGCCACUGAGUGUGAUCCCACUCCUCUGCCCCACACGUGCUUGGUAGGCAUGUGAGGAUGUCAUGUGUCCAGGCUUAAGAAGAAAGAGACAGUCCCAAGGGACGGAUGGACAUGUACAAAAUGCUCCCCCCCCCAUUUCCAAAUAUUUAAAAAGUCUGUGUGAUUAUCCUACCAGAAUUUAUGGUAGUUGCCUUUCAAAACCUACUGUGGUAAGGCAUUAUGGCAAAAGAAGGAAAUUGUGGCGAUCUAGGCCUACACUGAAUAGCUGAUGGGCCAAAUUUUGACUGGGAGAUUACAAAAAUAACAAUCUUCAAAAUUUGCAACUGCUGUUUUACAGCAAUGCAAUACUGAUUGCCGUUGGGCAUCAACAACAGCCAGGAGGUAUUUAUUUGCUAUCCUAAUGAGGGCAAGUUGCUUAUUGCUCAGCUUCAGCCUAGUAGGAAUAGCAAUUUGCAGCCUGCAGUGCUAAUUUGUUUAUUGACUGUGCGCAUGGCUUUUGCUUUAAUGGUUACAUAUGGCAAGUGGAACCUGCAGCCAAAUGUUGCAGCAUAGAGUGCUCCUGUUCAGAGUUACAGCCACUAUGCCCUUUUUCAGGAUGUGCCAUUCUGUUCCCACUUCCUUUGCAUCCCCAUGUUCCCAACAGCCAGCAUUUCUUGCCCAUUGAGUGUAUGCAGACCUUCUAGGACAGCUUUGGGAUCUCUCCUUGUGUUUCCCUCCUUUCUGUCUUUCUUUCUUUCUUUCUUUCUUUCUUUCUUUCUUUCUUUCUUUCUUGCUUGCUUGCUUGCUUGCUUGCUUGCUUGCUUGCUUGCUAUUUUGCAACCUGUCCAGCUUGCUCACACCUCCUUCUUGUGCAUUGGAUGAUGGGAUUGCCACUGAGCUGCAGUCAUGGGGGUUUAAUGCACUGCUCAAGCAAAUGCCCUGGGAAUUCCCUUACCUGGCUUGGCCAGGCAGUAGCAGGUGUAGUAGCAGAGGCGCCAAGCCUGCCACUCCUUCACCGCUCCCUCUCAGGAACAAGUCGUGAUGUGUAGCAUUGGGAAGGCAGGUGAACAACACCCCCCUGCUGCUGGAUGGGCUACACACCCUAUGAAGGAGCUUGCGGGUACUUCUGGAUCCUUUGCUGUCGCUUGAGGCUCAGGUGUCCUCUGUGGCGCAGAGUGCCUUCCAUCAGCUUUGGCUGGUGUCCCAGAUGCCAAAAUCCAGCAUCGCCUGAGCUCUGUGAGUGCAGCUUUCUCCCGCUCGAAGUGCAGAGUGUUUGAGGACCGGGACGUUCGCAGGGAAACCAAAAUGCUUGUUUACAAAGCUAUUGUACUACCAACCUUACUGUAUGCUUGUGAAAUGUGGGCCACAUAUAAACGCCAUCUCUGGCUCCUCGAAAGUUUCCAUCAACGGUAUCUCUGAAAAAUCUUACACAUCACUUGGGAAGACAGGCAAACUAAUACCAGUGUACUGGAAGAAGGAAAAAUCACAGUGUCGAAGCAAUGAUUCUUCAACAUCAACUUUGUUGGACUGAUCAUGUUGCGCAGAUGCCUGAUUAUCAUCUUCCAAAGCAACUACUCUAUUAAACUUAACUUAAAAAUGGUAAGCAUAAUGCUGGUGGUCAACCAAAGAGGUUCAAAGACUCUCUCAAGGCAAAUCUAAAAAUAUGUAGUAUAAACUAGGAAACACUGGCCUGCGAGCGCUCUAGUUGAAGAACAGCCUUGACCAAAGUGUCCUGGGCUUUAAAGAUGCUCAAACUCAGGAUGAAAGGGAGAAACGCUCUAAGAGGAAGGCAUACUUGGCAAACCCUCACCAUGAUCAACUCCGCCCAGAAACCUAUGUCCCCACUAUGGAAGGACAUGUGGAUCCAGAAUUGGCCUCCACAGUCACUUACGGACUGACUUUUAAAACUGUGUUUAUGGAAGGCCAUCUUACUCGGCUAUGAGUGAUCGCCUAAGAAGAAGUAUCUGGACAAGGAUAGCCUAACUUCCAUUGUCAGUGCUCUGCUAACCUCUAGGGUAGAAUACAUCAACACAUUUUACGUAGGGCUGCCUCUGAAGACUGUCCGGAAACUUCAGUUGGUGCAAAAUUUGGUGGCCAGGUUGCUCAAUGGGGCAAGACGGUUUGGGCAUAUUACACCGAUCCUGGUCCGACUAGCUGCCGAUCACCUUCUUGGCCCAACUCAAAGUGCUGGUUUUGACUAUAAAGCCUUAAAUGGCUCAGGACCGCAGUACCUCAAGGACUGCCUCUCUCCACAUGAACUGACCCUGACCCUGUCAUCAUAAUCUAAGGCCCUUCUUUGUGCGCCUCCUCUUUGAGAAGUCUGGAGGGAGGCAACACAAGAAAGGGCCUUCUCUGCAGUGGCUCCCCCCUUGUAGAAUGCUCUCUCUAAAGAGGCUCACCUGGCACCUUCAUUUUACACCUUUCAGUGCCCGGCAGAAACCUUCCUUUUCAACCAGGCCUUUGGCUGAUAAAUAUUCUAUGCCCUUUUAAAUGUGUUUGUGGCAGGGGGUGCAGGGAGAGGAGUUUAUUGGUUUGUGGUUUUUUCUUCUUGUUUUUAUUAUGCAUUUUGUGUUUUUAUCUUGUAUUUUUUUGUUGUGAACUGCCCUGAGAUCUGCAGAUUAAAGGCAGUAUACACAUUUAAAAAAAUAAAAUUUAACAAAUAAAAAGGGGGAGAAAAAAGUUGGUUUCCAAGCUAAUAUCAUUAAAAUAAUAAACAAAGGUAAGAGUAUAAUUUACUGGUCUUUAAAAGUUUAAGAACUUUUGAAGUUCUCAGUUCUAAACACACUUUCCCCCCUUUUAGAUGAAAUUAUACAAGAAGUAAAACAGGCUGGAUUCAUCAUAUCUGAAAUGAAAGAAACAAACAUCUCUUCCGAGUUGGCAGCGCAGUUUUAUAAAAACCAAGAAGGAAAACCCUUUUAUGAUCAGCUUAUAAAUUAUAUGUCUGAGUAAGUGCCUGUUUUUUGUUUUAAUUAAAUCCACAGGAAGUAUAGCAGGCCUAACUUGGAAGUCAACAAGCAGGCAGACAGCUUCUGGUACUGUCAUGGAUGUUUUAGGUAUUUUUUGCACCUAGGGAGGAGACUCUUCCUGGACCACUUUGGACUAAAGAUCAAAGAGCAACCCCAUAUUACGACAUCUUCCUUCGCUCAGAGGUGGAGGGUGGGACCGCAGCAGUUCCAAAAUGGUGUUCUGGAACUUUAUGGCUGGGUUUGCUAAGGUGGUGGCAAUGAAUAUGGCAAACAAAGCAGCAUAAGGAAUAGAAAGGCGGGAGCUUGCUGCUAAGUCUUCCGGGACAAAGGAAAAUGACUUGUUUUGAAUUCCUGUAUAAAAGGGUUUGGGAACCACUGCAUUUAGUAUCCAAAAAACCAUCCAGUCAUCAUAACACUAAUUUUAUGCUCCCUUCAACGUUUACAAAAUAUAUCUUUAAGCAUGGAUGAACAAAUAUUACAGAUUCAUAGAUGUCAAUGUCAUAUACUGUAUUUAACAGUCAACCCUGCAUUUUUGUUUUAGUGUGUGUUUUAAAUCCUUAACUUCCUGCAAGGAAUACUUCCCGUAUUUCAUGGUGAAAUACAUGUAUAUCUUCUGGAUUUUCUAUGAUCCAGUUUCCCAAAUUUAACUGGGAACUCCCUUCCUGGUAUCAAAUUGCACCUUGUCAAUUUUUCCUUUGUAGUCUUAUCCAAGUUACAAUCCACCCAUCUAGAUUUUGUAAAGCUAAUUUUAUAUGCAGAAAUAGCGCUGAAUUAUUAUUUAAACUGGUUUGAAAGUUAUUCAAAGAUAUUUACAGGAUGCUGUACAAUGUCUGAACUGGCAAAAAGACUCAACAAAACUCCUUUGGGAGUUAAGGUUCAGCAGUAUCUGGAGGGCCAAAGGUUCCCCACCCUUGUCUUAGGAUAAAAAAAUCUGUUAAAAUUCAUUAAGAACCCUGAACUAUCAGUUCCUUGCAGGAUUAAAAAGAAAGUUCCUUGCAGGAUUAAACCUAAAGUGGCAGAAGUACAUAAUGUGACUGAUGAAACUUCAUCCAGUUUGCAAAACAAUUUUUCACACAUGCAAAUAGUAAUUUGGUGAAAUUGAAACGCCCUGUUUUUAAAAAGGUUUUUCAUCCAGAGCCUUUCAGCUGCUGCAUGUAGAAAAAGAGUGCUCAGAAUGUGCACUGUGCAACAUCCUGAUGUUCUGUGGUGCAAGCAUGUUGCAAAAUGGCCUGUCUUAUUUUUGUUAGAGGAGAGAAGGUUGUUAAUCUACCUUCAGGAGUAGUGUAAUUAUCUCAUGUAAAGCUUUUAGACAAAUGGGAAAUGCGUAGGUCACUGGUACAUAACUGCAAAAAUGAGUGAAAACUGCCUCACCUAUAUCCCAUGCGUAAUUUGGAUACCAUGAACUGUGCUGCUUUAGGAUAAACAUAUACCUCUGAUAUAUUACAAUAGGCAGCAUUCUGAUAUGAACUUGCCUUGCUCAUCUUGUGCAGAAUGUCCUGCUAGUUAUGUCAACACCAGCAGCUACAGAAUCAGAUUGUUAGCGUAACAUAAAUCUUUGAAUGCCUUGGUUUUUCCAGUGGCCCCUCAAUGGUGAUGAUUCUAACCAAAGAAAAUGCUGUGGAGGAAUGGCGGCAAUUAAUGGGACCGACAGAUCCAGAACAAGCAAAAGAAACUCAUCCCACCUCAUUACGGGCUAAAUUUGCAAAAGAUAUUUUGCGCAACGCUGUUCACGGAUCGUCUAAUGCAGAACAUGCUGUGCAGAGCAUUAAUUUUGUCUUUGGAGAUAUUGAUCUAGAGGACCUAAAACACAAAUAUGUCUAUGUCUAGUAGAAUGGUCAAUGUGAUUUUUUAUUUGCAAUAUAUGCCAUAACUAAUAAAUGAGUUAGACUUGUCUUUUUCUG